GUUGCGGACUUCCACGUCCUCUCUCGGUCCACUCCCCUAGCUCCUCUUUUGGAUAUCUAGCAGCUUCCUAGACUGCACCAUGACACUGGAAGAAGUCCGAGGCCAGGACACAGUUCCUGAAAGCACAGCCAGGAUGCAGGGCGCCGGGAAAGCUCUGCACGAGUUGCUGCUGUCGGCUCAGCGCCAGGGCUGCCUCACCGCCGGCGUCUACGAGUCGGCCAAAGUCCUGAACGUGGACCCUGACAAUGUAACCUUCUGCGUGUUGGCGGCAGACGAGGAGGACGAGGGCGACAUAGCGUUGCAGAUUCAUUUCACGCUGAUCCAAGCAUUCUGUUGCGAGAACGACAUUGAUAUCGUUCGUGUGAGCGAUGUGCAGCGGCUGGCGGCCAUCGUGGGUGCUGGCGAUGAGGCGAGUGCUCCAGGAGACCUUCACUGCAUCCUCAUUUCGAACCCCAAUGAGGAUUCAUGGAAGGACCCCGCCUUGGAGAAGCUCAGUCUGUUUUGCGAAGAGAGCCGCAGCGUCAAUGACUGGGUGCCCAGUAUCACCCUUCCCGAGUGACAGCCCAGCAGAGGUGUUUGGUCUGAUCCUUGUGGAGACACCCUGGGGCGCCUAGCGCGGGGCUGGCUCUGUGGACGCGCCCUCUGAGGGCGCAGGAGUACAGCGUGGAGACUGGAAGGAGGGGGCACGUGGAGAGCAGCGAGGAGGUGCGGCUUCCUCCAAGGAGGUGGCCCAGUGGCGGCAGGGGCAUGCUGGCCCCAAGCAAAGGACUUUACACGAGUGGGGAGCGGCUACUCGCCCAGUAAGCCCAGAUGCCAGACAUUGGCAGCAAUGCUGGGAAGAAUGGACUGACCUGGCAGGCGUGACUCAGCAGCCUGCACUGUGGUCAGGAAGCAGGGGAAAGGCGAGGCCAGGUGGCUUGGACUUGCACAGUUACUGGAGCUCUAAUGGACCUAGCAGUCUGCACUACUGUUUCAAACGGAUCUGGGCAAUGGUCCAUUUUCCAAAGGAUUAUGCUGCUGCAGCUUUGAAUUUUACAAUAAACUUACCAAAACAAA
This is a messenger RNA of Phyllostomus discolor (pale spear-nosed bat), 1056 nucleotides long. It is a transcript of the gene GADD45G, whose product is annotated as growth arrest and DNA damage inducible gamma. The coding region runs from base 80 to 559 and encodes 159 amino acids. The record is from RefSeq and is a predicted model, not a curated record. Gene Ontology annotation, cellular component: cytoplasm; nucleus. Lineage: Eukaryota; Metazoa; Chordata; Mammalia; Chiroptera; Phyllostomidae. Gene Ontology annotation, biological process: regulation of cell cycle. The transcript is spliced from 4 exons.